Messenger RNA from Rotaria socialis, 411 nucleotides. The record is from the annotation of a GenBank genome assembly. NCBI's taxonomy places the organism in Eukaryota, Metazoa, Rotifera, Eurotatoria, Philodinida, Philodinidae.
AUGGUAGAAUCACAAGUAUUUUUCAAAUGGUUACCUGUUGCUGUUGUUCCUUUGUUGAUAUUUGUAAUUUUUGGUUUAUCCUAUUGGAUUUUUGCUCAUCAACGACGAAAAAAUCAAAAAUCGAAUGAGAACCAGUUAGAAAAUGAACUCAUCAUUACAAAGCCUAUUCAUCAAAACAUAGUUUCUAAAAAUGAAUAUUUAUCAUCUCGAACUAAAAUUUUAACAAAAAAAUCUAAGUCAACCAAUUCAACACAAUUCACCAAUACUGAUAUAGCUGAUAUUGAUAAAAUUUUACAUACGGCAAGUGAUCGAGCAAUGUGGGAACGAAAUUAUUUAACAAAAGAUCAACUUAAUAAACUAAAAAAAGUACCAUCUGAACAAACUCAACAAAAAUCUUUAUUUAUCAAUUGA